UUUGAACUGCAUAGCUUCUUUAAUCAAUGAAUGUAAUUGAGAUCAUAAACCUUUUUUAUUGAUGAUUCUUAGCAGUGUUGUCUAGUUGGCUAUAGCGUAACGGAAUUUGAACUAUAUGCUAUUUAGUAGAAAGUGUUGUCGAAUAGCGGCGCUAUAGCACUAUAGCAUAGCCGAGUUUGAACAAACCACUAUUUUCUGCUAUCAGCGAUUGACAACACUAAUUUUGAGUACUGUGAUAUACAAAUUUCAGGUUUUGAAGUGUUAUUUGGGUUAUAAGACACAACAAAGGGAAUUACUUUGAGAAGUAUCUUUGAUAUGACCUAGUAAUGAAUUCCCCCCCAUCUGAUAUCAUUAUUCUACCCAGAGAAUUGGGUAGUCCCGAUGACAUUUUCGAUGGAUUUGAAAGAAGAAAUGGACAUUCAAUAAACGCUCAUGGUGAGGUGGAAGCUACACAUCGAUCGGUUUUGGUUCAAUGGUUAAAUAAUCUUCUCCCUUCGUUGGAAUUCUCGCCAAAUGUUACUGAUGGUGAAUUAAGAGCAAGCUUGAGCAAUGGUACAGUUUUGUGCCAGAUACUAAACAAACUACGACCCGGUUCCGUGACUAUGGUCAGUGAAUCUGAUCAAUCACUGCCAUCACAAUCAGAAAACAUUAAAACGUUUCUCAGAACUUUGGAUGCAUUGGGGUUGCCUCGGUUCGAAAUAUCAGACCUAGAGAAGGGAUCUAUGAAGCCUGUUGUGAAUUGUCUUUUAAUACUCAGAGCGAAAACUUUGACAAAUUCUUUGGGAGAUACUUUCUCUUCAACUAAUUCCAAUGCAUCAAGCCCUCGUGGGUUUGGAGCUUCGAGUUUUCAUAAUUCACCACCAUCAAGUGUGGAUCAGAGGAAGGUUUCAACUGAGUCAAGGUUUCAAGAAACAUCAGCUUCAUUAAUAUACCAAGUUGGUCAUAAAUUCCACGAGGUUUUUCAAAUUAAACCUGGUAGCUAUGCAGAUCUUCCUGCGUCAAAAAUAUCAGAAAUGAUGAAAUCAAAUAGUUUAGAUAACGCUCCGACACAGUCACUACUAAGUGUUGUCAAUGGUAUUCUUGAAGAAAGCGUCGAAAAAAGAAAUGGAGAAAUACCUCAUAGGGUGGCAUGCUUGUUGAGAAAGGUUUCACAGGAGAUUGAACGGCGGAUAUCGACUCAAGCAGAACAUAUACGAACGCAAAGCAAUCUUUUUAAAGCUCGGGAAGAAAAAUAUCAAUCGAGAAUAAGAGUACUCGAGGCACUUGCAUCAGAAACUAGAGAAGAGAAUGAGUUUUUUGUUUAUCAGACCGAAGUUUGGCAACAGAUGUUUACCACCCAGCUUCAACAGUUGAAGGUCACAGACGUAGAAAAGAAGGAAAACGAAAAAGAAGUAGUUAGGUUGACGAAACUGCUAGAGGAAAAAAACGUAGAAAUUUCAGAAUUGACGCAACAAUUGGAAGAAAUAAAAAAACAAUAUGAAGCACAAUGCUCACAGUUGGAAGAAGAAGCUAGGGAUGCUAAAGAAGAAUUGAGACAAAAGUCUCAUGAAUAUGAGCAUCGAUUAGAAGAAUUGAGGAGCGAGGCUAAGGAACUUGAGGCUUCUUCGGAUUCAAAAUAUCAGGAGUGGAACAAGAAAAAGAACCAAUUGCAGACUGUUCUAAAUUUUCAAUCUAGUUCCCUACAGAAAUUUAAAUUGUCUUGGGAAUCCAUUAAGCAAGAUGUUAUGAAAGGGAGAACAGUUUAUGCAGAAGAGUGUAAUCGAUUAAGCUUAAAUCUCAAACCACUCAUACAUGCAUCUCAGAACUAUCAAGCUGUCAUUGCUGAAAAUAGAAAAUUGUUUAAUGAAGUUCAAGAACUAAAAGGAAAUAUAAGAGUAUUUUGUCGAAUUAGACCGUGCCUUUUUAGCAAAAAGGAAAAACAGUCCAUUGUAGAAAACAUCGGUGAAAGUGAUUUGGUUGUGGCGAAUCCCUCAAAAGAAGGGAAAGAUGCACAUCGAUCAUUUAAGUUCAACAAGAUUUUCGGUCCUACCGCAACUCAAGGAGACGUAUACGCUGACAUUCAUCCUUUUGUAAGAUCAGUACUUGAUGGAUACAAUGUAUGUAUGUUCGCUUAUGGCCAAACUGGUUCAGGAAAAACUUACACAAUGAUGGGUCCAAAUGGAGCAACAAGCGAGAAUCUCGGUGUUAAUUAUCGAGCUCUAAAUGACCUCUUCAUGAUUUCCACAAGUAGAUCAAACUUCACAGAAUAUGAGAUUUGGGUCCAAAUGGUUGAGAUAUAUAACGAGCAAGUUCGUGACUUGUUGUCAACCGAGGGUUCUCCAAAAAAACUUGGGAUAUUGACUCAAUUGCAAUCCAACGGUAUAGCAGUACCAGAAGCUAGCAUGUACCCCGUAAAAUCACCGUCAGAUGUCAUUAAGUUGAUGGAUACUGGCCUUAAAAAUAGAGCUAUCGGUGCGACUGCUAUGAACGAAAGAAGUAGCCGUUCUCACAGUGUGGUCUCAAUUCAUGUUAGCGGGAAGGAAUUCAAGUCAGGUUCUACUCUGUAUGGUAAUCUUCAUUUGGUAGAUUUGGCAGGAAGUGAAAGAGUAGAUCGGUCUGAAGUAACCGGAGAUCGGCUUAAGGAAGCACAACAUAUUAACAAAUCUCUUGCUGCCCUCGGAGAUGUCAUUUUUGCCCUUUCACAAAAGAGCUCACAUAUACCAUAUAGAAACAGCAAGCUUACUCAACUCCUGCAAACUUCUCUCGGCGGUCAAGCAAAAACUCUCAUGUUUGUCCAAAUUAACUCGGAUGUGAGUUCAUAUUCUGAAACUCUGAGCACUUUAAAGUUUGCUGAGAGAGUUUCAUCAAUUGAACUAGGCGCUGCUCGAAAUAAUAAGGAGGCAAGAGAAUUAAUGGAACAGGUGAAUUCUAUGAAGACCACUAUUGUGAAAAAAGACGAGGAGAUUGAGCGGCUUAAAUCGCUAAGUGCAUCAGUCGGUGGUACUCCUAAGCAAAUUCAAAAACUACCAAGUAUAAGUUUUAAGCAUCCUGUUGAAGGUGAUAUCCAACAAGCAAUGGAUGAUCAUAUACAGAAAAAUGAACUUCUACGUUCAUCUGGAAAUUCUAAGCGAGAAACUCCUCGAGGAUUUUCAGAUACAAGUUUUCAAGAAAGAUCAAGUGAUUUUUCUGACAAUAAUAGCAUUUCUCUAGCCACAGAAACUGAUGGUUCUUCUGAAAAUUCUGUCACGCCGAGUGAAGCUAAAAAAUCUUCAACUAAGAAGCCUAGUGCAUUGUCCAAAACAUAUCAAGCGGUAAGGAAAUUAGGCCGAAUCUCAUCUACCACGUCUAUAUCAAAAACAAAGGAAUCCUCGAAGGAAUCCUCAAAGGAAUCCUCGAAGGAAUCCUCAAAGGAAUCCUCGAAGAAACCAUCAGGUAUCGCGAAAAGCACGAGUAUUGACCAACUUAAAUCUUCAAAAUCAAAACGGUGGCUUUAGGAGGGAGUAGCUACAAUUAAACGGCGGAGUCUUCACAAUUUGAUAUGUGCCAUGUAAAUAUGAAAUCAGAUUCCACGCAAUAAAUGUGUGGCGGAGUUAUUGGUCAUGGUUGUUCGAUCUCAAACUAACGGCGAAGAUUACUUGAAGAUGUUUUGGUGAAGGCGUAAUAUGAGCUGAUGGA
This is a messenger RNA of Trifolium pratense (red clover), 3654 nucleotides long. Its product is annotated as kinesin-like protein KIN-14K. NCBI's taxonomy places the organism in Eukaryota, Viridiplantae, Streptophyta, Magnoliopsida, Fabales, Fabaceae. The transcript has 20 exons. The record is from RefSeq and is a predicted model, not a curated record. Gene Ontology annotation, biological process: microtubule-based movement. The coding region runs from base 327 to 3473 and encodes 1048 amino acids. Gene Ontology annotation, molecular function: microtubule motor activity; ATP binding; microtubule binding.